UUAGGAGACAUAGUACUUUUAGAAAGUGUGUGUCAGGUCAUUCAGCUAAUUCCCAAGUUUGGUAAAGAGGUAUCAGCGAGCAUAAACUGCAACAAUAAUCUGCAGCUGGCACAGGAGUUUUAUGUGAAUAAUUUCGCAGAUAAAGAGACUUUCCAUGCUAUUCUCAGCUACCAGUAG
This is a messenger RNA of Suillus bovinus, 177 nucleotides long. RefSeq lists its product as uncharacterized. The record is from RefSeq and is a predicted model, not a curated record. NCBI's taxonomy places the organism in Eukaryota, Fungi, Basidiomycota, Agaricomycetes, Boletales, Suillaceae. The annotation marks the transcript as partial. The transcript has a single exon.